AUGAUGAGCGGUUCUCCGUGUUGUUUACCCUGCCUCGGCGUGAGGCAGCCUCAAGCAGGAAGCCGCGUUGUUUUGAAUGUCGGUGGACAUCGCUUCACGACAGCACGGUCGACCCUGACAACCGGCAGAGCUGCCGGUUCGGUGCUGGCCGACCUCGUGUCCGGACCGUGUGACCAGGACGGCUCUUACUUCCUUGACCAUGAUGGGACGCAGUUCCACUUCGUACUGAAUUUUCUUCGCCAUGGACCAGAGCUUUUCGUAGCUCCAGAGACUUCGGUGGCACUUCUCAAUCUACAGCUUGAGGCCAAGGCUUUUGGCCUUGCUGACUUGGUGGAGCUGCUCGAGAGCAAGAAGCCCCUUGCGAGAGCUCAGCAAGGUCACACGGGUGCGUACCUAAAUGCCGAGGAUUACCUGGGUGCUCCUCAUCCAGCGAACGAGGUCGAAAGAAUGGCAAAGUUGAGGUCUUUGAACGUCAUCGACACAGUGAAUGAAGACACUGAGUACGACAACAUCACUCGAGCGGUAGCUUCGAUUCUCAAGGUGCCCAUCUGCUUAGUCUCGCUGGUUGCCGAAGACAAGCAGUGGUUCAAGUCCAAGUGUGGGUUGGACGCAGACGAGACAGCCAGGUCCAGCAGCUUUUGUGCCUACACCUUAUUCCCUGAGGCAGUGGAGGAUGCCAGGAUGCUAGUCGUGACAGACGCCAGACACGAUAUUCGCUUCAUGAAGAAUCCGCUGGUCCUUGGCGAGCCGUAUAUCCAGUUUUAUGCAGGCUGCCCCUUGGUGACCUCCGAAGGAUUGCGUCUUGGGUCUUUGUGCGCCAUCGACAGAAUUCCAAGAGACAUUCGACCAGGGGAGGUGGGCCUUCUCGUCAACUUCGCACAUUUGGUCGUGCAGGCAUUAGAGGACAACCAUCUGGAGAAGCUCCAUCAAGAGCUUCGGGGUGAGGACUCGGAUGAGGAACCUAAGGAGGAGGAAGUGCACUGGUAUGGAGGCAAGCUCCGGACCGAGGCUAUGCUUGACGCUCGUCCAGCUGCGGUCGUGCUGGUUUGGGCGCGGCCGGACUCGAUGGAAUGGACCUUGUUCUUUGCAAACAAGGUGUUCACGGGGCUGACAGGUGUCGAGGUGAUCGCACCGUACAAGUUCCCCGGGGAACCACAAGUGAAGGUAUGUGGGAAGAUGAGUACCCAGGCAUCCUUUUGGGACCACAUCCGACUCGUCUCUCGCGAACCUACACAGGUAAUGGAGCUCUGGAAAACGGUGGCUGUCGCGAUGACAGGCAGGCAGCUGGAUACCAAGCCGGGAGGGUUUGCUGCACGUGCGACUGUCAAGCAGUCGCCACGACAGCAAGAAGGAAAGAUCUUCCUGAAUUGCCGCUUCACCCCAGCAGAGGUGCCGAUCAGCGAGUCUGCAGCCGCCGUCAAGAACCCUGGGCUGCGUUCGACGGAGAAGUGGCCCAGACCCAGAGGCUGGCCAGGCGAGGGUCACUGGUUCUUCAUCCAAAUGAUACCGGAGCUGAUGGCAAAUGGUUCGAUGUCUCGACAGCCUAGCCUCCCACAAGAGGCUGAGGCCACGAAGCCCCAGACAGCACCAACGUUGUCAGUGGUGUCCUCAACAGGAGUCACCGAAAGCCGUCAACUUGAUGGAGGCGCAAGCGUCGGCACAAGACCGCCCACUUCGCCUUUUCAAGAUGUCCGCUUGGUGCGGCUGGUAGGACAAGGGUCCUUUGGUGCCGUGUACUUUUCGCUCUGGAGCGGUGCAGCUGUCGCAGUGAAAAUCAUCAAGACGGUUAUACCGGCUGGCAAAGAUCUGGCGGAAGUCGACAAGAACCCACACUACGAGGCGUCCCUAUCUGUGUCCAUCUCGCAUCCAAAUCUGGUUCAGACCUUCAAGCACGGAGGCAGAGUAAGCUCCUUGAGUACAAAUGGCGGAGCUGAGGCAAAGGACCUCGGCAAUGUCCAGGAAACUUGGAUCGUCCAGGAGUGGUGUGACGGUGGUACUUUGAGGGCCGCUUGCCAAAACCCAAGGCUUGAAGAUGAGGGCUUGCUAGAAGCUUUGGAGAUUUGUAUGGAGAUCUCACGAGCUGGGCAGUACCUGCAUGACAUCGGCAUCAUUCACGGGGAUCUGAGCGGCAACAAUGUCCUGCUCAAGUCCAUGCCUGUUCCCAAGGGAUACGUUUGCAAGGUUUGUGAUUUCGGCCUCGCCCGGGUUCUGGAUGGCGAGUCCAAGGAAAUCAUCACCAAGACCUUGGGGACCGUGACCCACAUGCCGCCUGAGCUGCUGAGCCUCUCAGAGAAGUGUUCGCUGACACAGAAGGCAGAUGUCUAUGCGCUUGGCAUCAUCUCUUAUCAAGUCUACACUGGUCAGGAGCCCUUCGCUGGAUUGUCAGCGCCGCAGGUGGUUAUUCAAGUCGCUCGGGGCAAGCGGCCGCAGCUUCCAAAAGAAGCUCCUGAAAGCCUGGUCAAGAUCUUCCAGGAAACGCUGGCCUCGAAUCCUGAUGAGAGACCAACCUUCGGCGUGCUUGUGGACAGGCUGACGCAGCUCUACAGCGAUCUGGGUGGUGCCGAGACGGGUCUUGACGUUCUUGAUACGCAUGCCUAUCGGAAAAGUGAGACCUACCCGCAAACUAUGCCAAGAAAGGCAAGCGAAAUAGCAUGA
This is a messenger RNA of Symbiodinium sp. CCMP2592, 2655 nucleotides long. The record is from the annotation of a GenBank genome assembly. Lineage: Eukaryota; Dinophyceae; Suessiales; Symbiodiniaceae.